AUGAGGCGCUCGUCGAGUUCCCAGAGUUUCCCAGGCAGACAUUCGAGAUACUGCCGGACGAACUCGAUCGCUGACCAAAGACAGCCGCGACCAUACAAUAACCCAGGCUCGAGCUACCUCCAGAACGGUGCGAGCGGCGGCCUCCCUCCCCACGGUGCCGCGCCUCUUCUGCCAAACCAGGGCCGUGUUGUCCAAACAGGUCCCAUAAGAGUUCUCUGCAUUGCCGAUGUGCGAGGAAACCUGAGAUCGCUCAACGACCUUGCGAAACAAGCCCGGGCUGACCACAUCAUCCACACUGGUGAUUUUGGCUUUUACGACGACACUUCCUUGGAACGAAUCGCCGAGAAGACGCUUAAGCAUGUCGCCCAAUAUUCGCCCCUGAUCUCCGAGCCCGUCAAGAAGGCCAUCCAACAAGGCGGCCCCGGCCCCGUCAAGACUCGAUUCCCCCCUAGCGAGCUACCUCUCUCAGAACUCCCUCUCCUCAUCAGCGGAGAGCUCAAGCUGGAUGUUCCCGUCUACACCGUCUGGGGUGCUUGUGAGGAUGUCCGAGUACUAGAGAAGUUCCGAACCGGCGAGUACAAGGUUCCCAACCUGCACAUUAUCGAUGAGGCUCGAUCGAUGCUCUUGGAGGUUGGUGGCGUCAAGCUGAGGCUACUCGGCCUUGGUGGUGCUGUUGUCAUGCACAAGCUCUUCGACAACGGUGAGGGCCGCACCACUAUUGCUGGUGGACAGGGAACCAUGUGGACGACUCUUCUGCAGAUGGGAGAGCUCGUUGAUACUGCUCACAGAGUCUACGAUCCUACUGAGACCCGUAUCUUUGUCACACACGCCUCUCCUGCGCGAGAGGGUAUCCUGAACCAGCUCUCGGUGACGCUCAAGGCCGACUUCUCCAUCUCUGCCGGCCUUCACUUCCGAUACGGUAGCUCCUACAACGAGUUCAGCGUCAACCCGACUCUCGACCACUACCGAGGCAAGCUUGCCGCCUCCAAGGCUUCCUUCAACGACGUCUGGGAGACGGUCAAGGGUGAGGUUGAGCCCGCCAUUCAGCAGAAUGAGGCCCAACAGAACCUCCUUAAGAAUGCACUACAACUUGUCGAGAAGAUGCCCACGACUGCUGCAGGCGGCAACCCCUUCGGCGGCCCUGUCGCUGGUCAGGCAGCUCUCGGCCAAGUCGACGAGAGUGCAUUCAAGAACAUGUGGAACUUCAACCUUGCUGAUGCCGCCUUCGGCUAUCUCGUCCUGGAGAUCCAAGACGGCCGAAUUGGUACAGAGAUGCGCGCCCAGGGUUUCAACUUCUCCCACCGAGGAGCCAAGCAGCAACCCGGUAUCCCCCCUGCGACAGCACCAGCUCCUACCGCCGGAAUUCCUUCGCCCGCCCCUCCCUCUACUCAAUCCAGCGUCCCGCCGCCUACAAGCCGACAGCCAUCUGCAGUGCAGCCUGCUAAGCCUACCGUAGCCACGCCCCUACCUGGUCCCCCGAAGCCCGCCACCCCCCAGCCAGCCCCGAGCUCGAGCAGUCCCGCCCCUCCCCCUCCUAGCAAGGAAGCUGACAAGGCUCCCGUCCCGGCUGCAGCUAACGGCUCCGCCCACGUCCCUGAGCCCGUUUCUUCCCCCGCUCCCAAGACUCCUGCUUCCGACAUCAUUGGUCUCUUCAUUAUGAACGUUAGCACCGAGGACCAAUGCAGAGAGCUCUUUGAUGAGGAGGACAAGGCCAAGAUCCUUAAGGUUGAGAAAUGGGGCAACUCUAACAAGGUCGUCCAAUUCAAGACGACCGAGGAUCGUGAUGCCGCUAUGGCCCGAUUGCCCGAGGAGGUCAAAACUCGAACUCAAGAGGAUCGAUCCAAGCCCCUUGUGAAGAUCUUCCAACAUCGCGAGGGCAAGUCGUAUGGCAACCGAGGUGGUGCCGGUAACUGGGGUGCCAGCGGACGUGGCGGAGCGACCAGCACGAGCGGCUACCGAAGCGCUGGAGGCGCCAGUGACUCGGAAUCGAACCGACGUGGUGGUCGCGGCGGCCGUGGCCGUGGCGGAGAUCGUGGUCGAGGUGGCCGCGGCCGUGGAGGUCUCAAGGGCGAGACUGGUACCUCGUCGCCGGCCCCCUCUACCCCCGCCGAAUAA
Molecule: messenger RNA, 2115 nt
Organism: Fusarium keratoplasticum
Lineage: Eukaryota; Fungi; Ascomycota; Sordariomycetes; Hypocreales; Nectriaceae
Product: DUF2433 domain-containing protein
Exons: 2
Coding region: 1-2115 (704 amino acids)
Source: RefSeq, a predicted model, not a curated record